Hirundo rustica (Barn swallow) is the source of this 2921-nucleotide messenger RNA. It is a transcript of the gene CMPK2, whose product is annotated as cytidine/uridine monophosphate kinase 2. Gene Ontology annotation, biological process: dTDP biosynthetic process; dUDP biosynthetic process; dTTP biosynthetic process. The transcript has 7 exons. The record is from RefSeq and is a predicted model, not a curated record. NCBI's taxonomy places the organism in Eukaryota, Metazoa, Chordata, Aves, Passeriformes, Hirundinidae. The coding region runs from base 1 to 1785 and encodes 594 amino acids. Gene Ontology annotation, cellular component: mitochondrion; cytoplasm. Gene Ontology annotation, molecular function: ATP binding; dTMP kinase activity.
AUGGCCAGCUUUACAGGUGCUUUUGAAACGAAACUUGGCUGCAGAAGAUUACCAGGAUUCAGCCACGAGAGCCCGUGGGAAUGUGACCCUUUGCUGCUGGCGGGCGGACGGGCAGACCGGAUCCCGAGGCCGGGACCUUACACCCCGACGGCGCUUUCCCGGCCGGCCGGGCCAGUUUCGAUUCCCGCUGGCUCCUCCUUCGCCCGCCCUCCUCCACUCUGCCGCUGGCCCGGCUCUCCGCUCCCGGCUCUCCGCUCCCGGUUCUCCGCUCCCGGUUCUCCGCUCCCGGUUCUCCGCUCCCGGCUCUCCGCUCCCGGCUCUCCGCUCCCGGUUCUCUGCUCCCGGCUCUCCGCUCCCGGCUCUCCGCUCCCGGCUCUCCGCUCCCGGUUCUCCGCUCCCGGUUCUCCGCUCCCGGUUCUCCGCUCCCGGCUCUCCGCUCCCGGCUCUCCGCUCCCGGUUCUCUGCUCCCGGCUCUCUGCUCCCGGCUCUCUGCUCCCGGUUCUCCGCUCCCGGUUCUCCGCUCCCGGUUCUCCGCUCCCGGCUCUCCGCUCCCGGUUCUCCGCUCCCGGCUCUCUGCUCCCGGCUCUCUGCUCCCGGCUCUCCGCUCCCGGUUCCCUGCUCCCGGCUCUCCGCUCCCGGCUCUCCGCUCCCGGUUCUCCGCUCCCGGCUCUCUGCUCCCGGCUCUCUGCUCCCGGUUCUCCGCUCCCGGUUCUCCGCUCCCGGUUCUCCGCUCCCGGCUCUCCGCUCCCGGUUCUCCGCUCCCGGCUCUCUGCUCCCGGCUCUCUGCUCCCGGCUCUCCGCUCCCGGUUCCCUGCUCCCGGCUCUCCGCUCCCGGCUCUCCGCUCCCGGUUCUCCGCUCCCGGCUCUCUGCUCCCGGCUCUCCGCUCCCGGCUCUCUGCUCCCGGCUCUCUGCUCCCGGUUCUCUGCUCCCGUCUCCAGGUUCCCGACUCUCUGCUCCACGCUCCCGGUUCUCUGCUUCAGGCUCCCGACUCCCGACUCCCGGCUCCGGGCCCGGCGAUGCUGGGGCGCUGUGCCCCGGGCUCACCGCGCCCCCGGGCCGUCGUCCGCGCCCUGCCGCCCUCCGCCAGCGCCCUCCGCCAGCGCCUGCGCCAGUGUGCAGAACGGAUCCCAGAGGCUGAAGCAGUACUCGACCUGCUGGACAAAUGUCCAGAGCAUCAAAAAAAGGGAGAUUUUCCCGUCAUAGUUUUCGAGGGGCUGGAUGCCACAGGCAAAACCACGGUGACCCAGGCUGUUAAGGACACCCUGAAUGGCGUUCUGCUGCGGUCCCCACCAGCUUGCAUCAGCCAGUGGAGGACUGUAUUUGAUGAUGAGCCAACACCCAUUAAAAGAGCAUUUUAUGCUGCAGGCAACUACAUUCUGGCUUCAGAGAUAGCGAAAGCAUCCACUCAGGCACCUGUGAUCAUAGACAGAUACUGGCACAGCACAGCUGCCUACACAAUUGCCACUGAAACAAGUGGGAAAGUCCAGAAUCUUCCACCAGCUCAAGAUGAGGCGUAUCAGUGGCCUGAAGAUCUGCUUAAACCUGAUCUUGUUCUUCUCCUGACUGUUGACCCUGAAGAACGAGUCCGGAGGCUUCAGCAUCGGGGGCUGGAGAAAACAAAGGAGGAAGCUGAGUUGGAAGCUAACAGCUUGUUUCGCCAAAGAGUUGAAGAGUCAUACAGAAGGAUGGUGAAUCCUGCAUGCCAAGAGGUUGAUGCCAGCCCCUCCAAGGAAGAGGUUCUCAAGACUGUUCUUCAACUAAUUAAGAAGCACUGUGCUUUUUGAAAGCAACUUUUCUGCUACUGCACAAAUGUUUUUUAAGUAGCACUUAAAGGAUACUUUUUAUUGCCCCAAUGGUUUUGGUACCUGAAAAUGCGCAGUGAUGUGUUUUGUCUCACAGAAAUAAUGAAUACGGUUUUAUUCUGUCAACAGUAAUCUCUUCAGGUUAUCUGCUUUGUGGCUGCUACUGUACUUUUCUGCAUAAGGCAAAAUGCUACUCAUGUCACUCAGCAUUCUUAGUAAAGAAACAAACACACUACAUACUACAUACAUGAGGUACCUCAGAGUGCUCUCUGACACCAGGACAUUUUGAGAUGCCAUCAUGUUGCGUCUUCAUCACCAGGACAACAUGUUCCCCAAUCCAUGGUGUACCAAAAUUUGCUGCACUGCAUCAGGAGCAUUAGAUGCUCAAGGAAAGGUUGAAAUAUCAUCAGCACUAAGCCAGUAAAAUGAUCAUAACAUUUAGGAACAGAAAAUCCAGUGCCCAGUACUGUUUUUAUUUUGAAUAGAGGAAGAGCAGCUGUUGCUGUGAUGGGCAUUCUGGAAAAAACGUGUUGUAAAUGAGUGCCAGUAAACACUAAGGGCUCUAAGUAAUAAAGUCAAAACUUGUUUAUAUAUGCAACUGCAAUAUCAAUUCUUUUCAGAGAGAAACCAGACAAUGCCAGCAAAUGAGAAACAGAGACCUGAGGAGAACCUGAAAUGAAAAACUUAUAAAUGAUCACUAAAAUAUUUUUUUACAAAACUUUUUCUCUAUCCUAUUAAUAUUUGUUAGUGAGAACUAGUAUUCUUUUGAGAGAAUGCAAAAUGAAAACCAUAGAGAUUCUGAGCAAUGGGAAUGAUUGCACCUUUUCAGUUCACCUUUUCUUUCUUGUGUGGGUGUUUGAACAGGUUGAAUGUGAAAGCAGGCUACAUCAAGACUUCAGGUCUGCAAAGGCUUAUUUUCAUGUAUUUUAAUUUAAUUAUUGUUACUCCUAAGUGUAGAACUAAACAUAUGGAUAAGCCUUUGUGAGGUCAGAAAUAAAGCUGCAGUUCCAGGAAAAAAAAUCUUAAAAUGUAAAUUUGAUUUUAAACACUUUUUCUUACUUUUCUGUUUUAAGCAAGUGCAAUUAUCAAUGAAUCUGUCCUCUAAAUAAAAAAAUGUA